AUGCCGCUGUUCGGACGCAAGAAGAGCAGGACGUCCACCUUUAGCGCACACUGGAAUGGGCGACACGUCGCGGCCAAGGUGGUGGACCUGUCGGCCACCAGCCAAAAGAGUUUGGCCAAUGAACUUCUCAAAGAAUUGCGUCGCGAAGAAGAAGUGGCCAGCGCGCUUCGACACCCAAAUAUCGUGCAAUUCCUGGGCUCGGCCUGUGCGCCUCCACGCUACUGCCUCGUGUUCGAGUUCAUGGAAGGAGGCACACUGGCUUCCUUAGUCCGGGCCAAGUCUAAGCCACCGCUUGACUUCUUCCGGCUGGCCAACGACAUGGCCCAAGGCAUGAGUUAUCUACACGAACACUCGAUCAUGCAUCGAGAUCUAAAGAGCAGCAACGUGCUGCUAGACGCCCAGGGAUCGGCUACAAUCUCGGACUUUGGUCUCAGUUGUGUCAUGGAAGUGGGUCGGUCUGCCGACCGGACUGCCGAGACAGGCACGUACGGGUGGAUGGCCCCUGAGGUUAUUCGACACGAACCUUACUCUAGUAAAGCCGACGUGUAUAGCUUCGCUGUGGUCAUGUGGGAGCUGUUGGCCAAGGAUAUUCCAUUCAGGGGGCAGACACCAAUGCAGACUGCGAUGGCCGUGGCCGAGCAUCAGAUGCGGCCAGCGCUGCCAAGCACCACGGUACCCAAAAUCGCCGAGUUAAUCGAGCACUGCUGGAAUCAGGACCCGACACGGCGACCGGACUUCAGUGCUAUUGUCAAGGUGCUGCCUUAUGUUAAACAGACACUGAGCAAGACGGACUUCAAGACCGCGGGCAUUUUGUACACAACUUAGGAGAUGUAAAUACCGGCACCUUUCUCCUGUUUGAUUUCUUAGUUAGGAUAUCCAGUCUUCGGUUUGUAUAAAUUCUCAAGUUUGGAAAUAUUUGCAGAAAAUAAAGAUCGCGACUCCUCACUAUUA
Phytophthora infestans T30-4 is the source of this 951-nucleotide messenger RNA. Its product is annotated as serine/threonine protein kinase. NCBI's taxonomy places the organism in Eukaryota, Oomycota, Peronosporomycetes, Peronosporales, Peronosporaceae. The coding region runs from base 1 to 825 and encodes 274 amino acids. The transcript has 3 exons. Gene Ontology annotation, molecular function: ATP binding; protein kinase activity. Gene Ontology annotation, biological process: protein phosphorylation. The record is from RefSeq and is a predicted model, not a curated record.